GCGGUAUAAUGAUUCAUUCUGAGACUUUCUCGAGAUCUUACUAUUGUAAAGUGUCUUUUAUAGUUUAGCUGGUAUACUGUAAAUAUAUCCUGUUAUUUUUAAAAAUAUUUCAUAACAUAGAUUUUAACGUGUAGAUCGCUUCUGAAAAUUGGUCUAGAGCUUUAUUUUUUUAUAAUAUAGACUUAUCAGUGUACAUCAAUUUAAGCUUACCGAAAGUUAAAUCAUUAUAAUGAAGAAACUGUUUGUAGAUUCUGUACACUUAUGAUCAAGUUAAGUUCAAUUUGCAAACAUCUUGACUACAAAUAUUCCGUUUUCGUCAAUUCAUCUCUAGUAAUGACUACUGACUUUGCAAAAUGCAGUCCUAACAAUGUCGAUUCAUCGAACGACCUUCCUCCGGAAAUUGAUAACGAAAUUUUAGAAGCAGAUCUUGAGGAAAAACAACGCCUAAUAAGUCAGAUUUUGGAGCUACAACAUACACUUGAGGAUUUAUCCACACGGGUAGAUGCUGUAAAAGAAGAAAAUUUAAAAUUACGUUCUGAAAAUCAAAUCCUUGGCCAAUAUAUCGAAAAUAUGAUGGCAAAUUCAUCAGUUUUUCAAUCAACAUCACCACGUGUUGAUGAAAAUAGGUCACGUACAAAUAAAAGAGUUGGGAGAUGA
Molecule: messenger RNA, 657 nt
Organism: Schistosoma curassoni
Lineage: Eukaryota; Metazoa; Platyhelminthes; Trematoda; Strigeidida; Schistosomatidae
Source: the annotation of a GenBank genome assembly